AAGAAAGACAUUUGGCAAAGCUAUUCUGGACCCAGUACUCAAGUAGGAGAUCUUCGGAAUCAACCGCAUACCCGGAGUCAGAACAAGACAGCCACGGGGCUUACUGGACCCUGGGUAGAACUACAAUAUCAUCGUGUACAAGUAAUUCCAGGUGUUUAAAACGUGAGAUCGAAGAAUUCGCAGAUGAAGAUUGUCUUGGAACAGAUGUAGAAGAUGGUCAGGCAGGACCAUCACAAGCUAACAAACCUCGCUACUGUCAGACAUGGAAUGGACUGUCGGUCCUGGUUGCAAACGAGGCAAAAAGAUUCUUGCACAUCCAGCAAGAUAUGCAGGGCCGAAACACGGAGGUCAGUGAACAAAGGGCUGGCAGAGACAUUUGUAAAAGUGUUCCAUCAAAGCUUAAAGGUACAUUUACGAUUUUGCAGGCAGGACGACUUGUAUAAAGACAUUUGAAAAUUAGCCGAAAAGCCAAAAAGCGCAGAGCAAUAAAAGAAGUGUUCUGCGAUGAUCCGCCCACAGACCAAAGCUUGCUUCUCAGCAGUCUUCAAAAGAACAUGUGGAUGCAGUGAGGAACCAGCAAACUCACCACCUGAACUAUCUCAUGAAAGUCAAGCUGAAAAUCUGGCUGCCACUGAGCAGCUAACAUUUCCAUGGAAUGAACUGUCCUGCGAGAGUCAGACCCCAGCAGCAGCGCACCUCUCCUCGAAUGAAGAAUGUGGUGAAGGAGAAGCGAUGGGUACCAUCGAUGAUGCAGAGGAGAUCACCAUUUUGAUGGAACUGUGUGACCUCCUGGCUAACAGCUUUUCAUCACAGGCAGACCCCAAUGACCAAAGGGUCGAGGAGUGGACAACAGACACACACCAUCCACAAACACUGACAGUCGCCAGUUGCCUGGAGGCAGAGGCAAGUCUGCAAGGGACGCUGGAAAAACUUGAGCAGAUGAAAGAAGAGCGACUGGCCUCCUCGCCACAAUACAACUCGCUGGUCCAGAACCACUUGGCCAACGCCUUUUACAACUGUCCGAGACUCCUGCCUCCAGAUCAUCUUGGGUUUGAAGGCAAGUUGUGUGUGUGAUUCGAUCCUGGAAACGAUGCAGCAUCUACGACUGACCCCUGAUGAACCCAUCCACGUAAACUUCACGUACAUGCGGACGUGUGCGCGACAGCGCUUGAGGUCUGGUCUGAUGGACGUUGUAAACAAAGUCAAGGAUAUAACAGAACAGCUGAAAUCGUUGCCUGGGAGACUUCCAGAUUCAUUUGAUGAAGAGCUGAGUAACUUGCAAACAACAAUUUCGACGAUAGACAUAAAUAUGUCUACAAACGUGGCCUAGUUUUAAAUCGUUUGCCAGAAAAUUUAUUUAUAUUAAAAAAAAAAAAAAACAGUUUGCAGACUAGAGCAAAAAAUCAAAAUAAAUGUUUCAUUGAUUUUUAAGAUUGUGUGUAAAUCAUUGUUUGCACGAACCUCAAAUGUCGAGUUAAAAUAUAUAUGUGCAAUGCGAAAAAGGUUUGAAUAAAUAUUUAAUUUAGUUUCAUCAGACCUGCAUGAACAUUGAACCUAACAUUUCAAAACAAUUCAAAGUGUUUCUCGAUAUACAUAAAUAAUACUCAAUAAAAGGAAGAAAAUAUGUCUGGCUUGGUUAUGUGGUGAUUUUGGCACAACCACUACGGCAGCAUCACUCAGAAACAAAGUCCGACGACCGGGAGAUGCACCAAGCUGGCUGAACUCUCUGCUGUGACCUUUCCCCUGUAGACUGUGAAAUAAAUAUUUUUUGUUAUUGUGCAAUAAAUAGUGCUAGUGACAGCGUCAAUGGAAAGGACUGUUUGUUAACAUAGGUCACGUGAGCUCACUACAAAAGUUUACCUGCAGAAAGAUGGGCUACUUCAAUAAUUGUUAACUGUAAAGGCGAGGAUUUGAUCGUAAACGGCUUGGACUUAAGAAAAACGUUGACACCAAUGAAGCUCUUGUGAUAUCGAGUACUCUUUAUGUGGCUAUAUAUCGUGCUUGCUGGUCAGGUGAAGAGUAUACGUUGUCCUCUGCACACAAGAGUUACACUCGGUGGGUAGAUAAGGGAGCGAACUGUGGAAUGUACCACCCGGCGUGCGAUACCACCCCAGUCCUUGAGCUCGUACGCACCCUGAUUAAAAGACAACUGCAAUAAGUUUGUAGCUUUGACGGAUUUGGUAACCAACAACAGACAGCAACACAAUGAUAGUAGACUUUAUUAGCUGUUAUCGCUCCU
Messenger RNA from Pomacea canaliculata, 2239 nucleotides. RefSeq lists its product as uncharacterized. Bases 505 to 1074 code for a protein of 189 amino acids. The record is from RefSeq and is a predicted model, not a curated record. The transcript has 2 exons. Lineage: Eukaryota; Metazoa; Mollusca; Gastropoda; Architaenioglossa; Ampullariidae.